UGUUGCCCACGAACCCCGUCUCACAGAGCCGAUCAAAUACCGCCAAAAUGCCUAAGGAGGUCGCUGAUAUCAAGAAGUUCAUCGAGAUCUGCCGUCGCAAGGACGCUUCGUCCGCGCGGAUCAAGAAGAACAAGAAGGCCCACAACAUCAAGUUCAAGGUCCGAUGCCAGAAGCACCUCUACACCCUGGUGCUGAAGGACAACGACAAGGCCGAGAAGCUUAAGCAGUCCCUUCCUCCUAACCUGCAGAUCGCAGAGGUUUCUAAGAAGAACUAAGAAAAUGAAUUGGCGGUAAAACGGAGGUGGUGGCAUUCGGCGUGAGAAGGGUUUACAUGCACAAACUGGGCGUCUCGGGAUACCUUGCAUUUCAUGUGCUCAGAACGCGCGCUCGCAAUAGAGCUCAAUAUAACGAUUUGAGACAC
Messenger RNA from Trichoderma atroviride IMI 206040, 421 nucleotides. RefSeq names its product 60S ribosomal protein eL38. Gene Ontology annotation, molecular function: structural constituent of ribosome. Gene Ontology annotation, cellular component: cytosolic large ribosomal subunit; ribosome. NCBI's taxonomy places the organism in Eukaryota, Fungi, Ascomycota, Sordariomycetes, Hypocreales, Hypocreaceae. The record is from RefSeq and is a predicted model, not a curated record. Gene Ontology annotation, biological process: protein-RNA complex assembly; translation.